Messenger RNA from Drosophila subpulchrella, 655 nucleotides. RefSeq names its product H/ACA ribonucleoprotein complex subunit 2-like protein (gene NHP2). The record is from RefSeq and is a predicted model, not a curated record. The transcript has 2 exons. NCBI's taxonomy places the organism in Eukaryota, Metazoa, Arthropoda, Insecta, Diptera, Drosophilidae. Gene Ontology annotation, cellular component: box H/ACA snoRNP complex. The coding region runs from base 78 to 560 and encodes 160 amino acids. Gene Ontology annotation, molecular function: box H/ACA snoRNA binding. Gene Ontology annotation, biological process: rRNA pseudouridine synthesis; snRNA pseudouridine synthesis.
AGUCACACUGAACACGUGUUUGAAACACCAGAACCGCAGUUUAUACCGAAAUUAUCCACGUUUUUAACAGAAAGACCAUGGUUAAAGUGAAAACAGAGCGCUCCGAGGAUACCGAUGCCUCCGUGGUGGCCAGCGGUGAUGUUACCAUCAAGGAGGAGGAGUCCUACGACGACAAGAUGGUCUUCGUGAACGCCAUUGCCAAGCCGAUGGCAGGUAAAAAACUGGCGAAAAAGUGCUACAAACUGGUGAAGAAGGCCAUGAAGCACAAGACUUUUCUGCGGAAUGGACUCAAGGAUGUGCAGACCCGCCUGCGCAAGGGCGAAACUGGAAUUUGCAUCUUUGCUGGCGAUGUGACACCUGUGGACAUCAUGUGCCAUCUGCCCGCCGUUUGCGAGGAGAAGGGCAUUCCGUACACCUACACCCCUAGUCGAGCGGAUUUGGGAGCUGCCAUGGGCGUAAAGCGCGGUACAGUCGCCCUCUUGGUACGCCAAAACGACGACUACAAGGAUCUGUACGAUGAGGUCAAGGAGGAGCUCUCCGCGCUUAACAUACCCGUCUAGAUCCGUAGGAUUAGUUUCACCUACUAAUUAAGUACCUAGUUAAGUAAAAAAUCCAAAUAAACUCCAGCAAAUGCCGAUUUUUUGGCACCAAGAAA